AUGUCAUUACAAGACAGACUCGCUUCACAGGACGCACUGUCCUUGUUGACCACCGCUACUUCCCUCGCCCUGGUCACUGCGGGCAGUACGACGGGGUUCGGAUACAACUUCCCUUUGAUGCUUUUCGGGAUAGUCGCGCAUGAGAUGCACAGUACAACCGUACCAUUCCGCCAAUUCCUAUCACUUGUCCUGUUCACAGGGAUAUUCGACCUGUAUUCACUCCUGUUCCACCGAUACUCUUUCUUCAUCCUAUUAUUCUCAAUCUUAUUGUUCCUCAUCAAGAUCCCGUUAUUCUUCAGCUGUUUAGCGCAACUCAGAGAAAGAGGUAGUGAUCUGUCGUUUGGAAGCUGGAGGAUGCCCCAGGGAGUGAACUUACCUGGAGGAGGCAAUUGGACAGUCCCUUCGAUGCCCGGCGGAUUCACCUCCGCACAGCCUCAGGGCCAACAACAACAGCAACAACAACCGGGCAAUUUCCCUUCCUCUGGUGGAUUCAGAUUAGGUGGUGACGACGAUGAUAAUGCCAAUAACGGUAAUCAACCACCGGUACCUCCUCCAGGCAGGAAUGGCUACUCUACCAUUGCUUAA
Messenger RNA from Kwoniella botswanensis, 585 nucleotides. RefSeq lists its product as uncharacterized. The record is from RefSeq and is a predicted model, not a curated record. The coding region runs from base 1 to 585 and encodes 194 amino acids. The transcript has 4 exons. NCBI's taxonomy places the organism in Eukaryota, Fungi, Basidiomycota, Tremellomycetes, Tremellales, Cryptococcaceae.